This is a messenger RNA of Doryrhamphus excisus (bluestripe pipefish), 18044 nucleotides long. NCBI's taxonomy places the organism in Eukaryota, Metazoa, Chordata, Actinopteri, Syngnathiformes, Syngnathidae. The record is from RefSeq and is a predicted model, not a curated record.
UUAUUAAGUUAAUGUGGGUACUCGAAAAUGAUUAAUGUCAUUGUCUACAAUGAUUUUGAUGUGGUUUGACGUCAGCACGUGAUGGUACGUCAUGACGUCACCGUAGGCCGUCAUGAUGAGUGAGUCGCUCUCGAGCUGACGUCUGUUCAAAACUUGCUGUUAUUAGCAUUUUGAGCUUCGACUUAAUAUAUAUGGGAGUGGAAGCUUUCCUUGUGUAAAGGAGUCACAACUCAGGAAUUUGAAUUGAAUUCCGAAAUAAAUGUGAAUGCUAGGACAUGGAGACGGCUAGCGACAAUACCACAGAAAGAACUGACGAUGAGGAAGUCAUCAAUUCAGUAACCACAGAGGAAAAGGAAGACAUUAACGAGAAGAGCGAAGAAAUUCCCGAGGACUCUAAUGACGACACCAAAAAUGACCCCCAUGACGACGAUGACACUAAAAAUGACACCAAUGAUGAAAAUGAAGACAACGCAGACAACAAAGAAGACACCAAUGAAGACAACGAUGUUGAGGAAUACCAAGAGCCCAUCGAGAUCGUUCGUCCAGUAAAAAAGUUCAUCAGUUGUGCGAACACUUUGGGUAUCCCCAAAGAGUUGUGGCUGGAGGACCAUGAGAAUGCGCUGGACCUCUUCAUUGAUGACACAUCUAUUCCCAUUUUGGUGGUCUACUUGGACACAGACAUGACACUCAAAGUGGAAUAUUCCAUUCCACCACAGGUGGUGGAGGAGCUGGUCUAUUUUAUGCGUGAGCCAGGAGCCAUGAUCACCGCUGAGAACUUCUACUUAGAGGUGGAAUAUGGGAGUGUGCAGGGUGACCCCACUGAGAGCCUGCUUAAUUUCCUGACCAGCUUACAUACAGAUGACAAUGACAUUAGCAGUGACUGGGAGAAGGGCAUCAAGGAUAAUUACAUCAAUGGCAUGCACAAUUACAUGGUCCACCUCACAGAUGACGUUAGUAAGAAGGAGGGUAAGACAGUGUUGUACAUCCCAAUGGAAGGCCUGGCUGACAGUGCUGAAGAGGGCAGCAGGGACGGUCAUCUGGUGCAGAGGAUGGAAUCCGUCUUGAUACACUGGACGGACCAGAUCAAGGAGUUGCUGAACGUCCAAGAAACCAGCAUGGGUGACAACAGUGGUCCACUGCAGGAGAUAGCAUACUGGGAGCGCCACUCUGCCAAGCUCAUGGACAUGAGUCAGCAGCUGCAGAAGGCCGGAGUCAAACAUAUCCAGCGAAUGCUUGAGCUGGCCAACUCACUCUAUGUCAAGCGCUUCUGCAAACUCGCCAAGGAAAUGCAGGAUUUAUCUCUGGAGGCACAAUCCAACCUGAGAUACCUGUCCUUGUUGGUGGAACCCUGUAAAGAACUGGCUCAUGUUAAAAUAAAUGAACUCACCCCUAAGCUACAGCACAUUGUCAGCCUCAUUCGCAUCAUCUGGAUCAACUCCACCCACUAUAACACCAACGAGCGGAUCACAGGCCUCUUCCUCAAGACAAGUUAUGAGAUUAUCCACCUGUGCAUCAAGAGCGUCUCUCUGGACAGGAUCUUUGAGGGCUACGUGACCUCCAGCAAGCAAGAGCUCAACGACAGCAUCACAUGCUGCCAGAACUGGAAGAAUAUCUAUGCACGUGCCGUUGAGGUGCACCACGAGCAAUCUAAAAAAGGCUGGCAACUGGACCAAACAAAUAUUUUUGUCCCGGUUGAUGCCUGCAUUCAAAGGUUCAAAGACCUGCUUGAGGUAUGCGACACACAGCAGCAGUUUGCCCGCUGGGAAGAUGGCAACCAGAGAGCGCUGCCGUGCUUCAGCGGCUAUCAGGGCCCCGAGCUCACUCUUUCCCUUGUGAAGAUCGAGGCCAAGUUCCAGCACGGCCUUCAGAUCCUGCGCUCCGUUGAUAAAGGCAUCCUCGAGGUGGAGAACACCGGAUGGCAUAUUGAGUUCAACAGGUUUCGUGCAUUUUUAAAAGAUCUUGAUAUAAUGCUGCAGAACCUCAUCACGUCUGUGUUUAAGACUGUCAACACAGUGGAGGAAGGACUUCGGCUGGUGGACAUUUUUAAGCCCAUUUCCGCCAGAAAGUCUAUUAAGAGCAAAAUAGACGAGAUGGUGGAGGGAAUACACAGCAUCUUCAAGAAGGAAAACAAUAUGCUCGCCAAACAGAUUGAUCCGGAGACAGUGUCCAUCCCUAAAUAUAUACCAUCGUUGGCAGGCCAGGCCCAUCGAGCGAGGGCGCUCAAAUUCCACUUAGAAAGCCUCAUGGAAGUGCUGAAUAAGAUCCAGAUCCUGCCCGAGUCACACAGCUGCAAGCAUGUUAUGGUUAACUACAACCAAACCAUUCGCACUCUGAAUGACAUAGUGACACAGAAGUUUGCCGAGUGGCGCCAAGGCUUGGAGCUGCAGUAUGUGAAGAAGCUGGAGCGGCCCCUCUUAGUGCACGGCAAGGACAACAGGAUCGAGGUCAACUUUGAUAACAAUCUGUUGAACCUGUUUGCCGAGAUCAAGUCCUGGAGUCAGCAAAAUUUUGAAAUCCCACAAUUUGUGUCUGAGAUUUACCAGGAUCGGGAAGAUCUCCGAUGCCUCAGAGAGAGGGCACUGCACUUAGCCCGGGACUAUAACAGGAUCAUUGGAAUGCUUUCUCCAAUUGAGUUGGGUCUGUUUUCCAAGAAAAUCCAUAUGCUCGACAAGAAGAUUCAGCCGGGCUUUACCAAACUCUUUUGGAUGUUUAAAAUAUCUUCAAACACCUUCGUCAAGGACUGCAUUGUGCAAAUUUCCAAGGUCCAGGUGAUAGUUGACGGCUUCAAAGCAUCCAAUCUGGCAAUUGCGAAAUUCUGUUGCCAGAUCAGUGAGACACUGCUAGUGAGGCUCGAUGGGAAGACUUUGUACAGGAACUGGGAAUUUGAGAACGACCAGCAGACACACAGACAGCGCCAGCAAGAGGAACUACGCUCUGCUCUUCAACGCAUUGUUGACAUCAUGACUUACAUCCACAACACCUUUUCUAAAGAUGGACCUGAGGUGCAGGAACACUGGGUCACAUACACUGAGAAGGUUGACCACAUGCUGGAGGAGGCCCUACGCAGCAACGUGAAACGCUCCAUGCAGAAGUUAGCACAAGCCAUCAACGGAGACCGCAAAUCAUCUCCCACCCCUUUGUUCAGAGUGCUGGUGUCACUGCGCCAAGCAGAACCCAAGGCUGAUCUCAGGGUUGAGUUUUCCCCAUCUCUGCGAGAGCUCGCACAAAUCUUGGACGUUCUGCCUCAGCUCAUCAACACUAUCUCAAAAUUUAAGCGCCUGCCCGAGAUCCUCUCCUGUGAACACUCCUCGCAGAAUCCCAUACACGUCAACAUUGCGAAUGAUGAUGAGAUAAAAGGCAUACAGUCUGCAAUCGGUGCUGGGAUGUCAGCCACCGCCAAACGCCUGAAGGAAUAUUUGACCACCUGGGACAAGUACAGGGACAUCUGGGAGACCAACAAGGACUCUUACAUACAACGUUACCAAAAACUCAAUCAACCAGUUGCUUCUUUUGAUGCAGAUAUACACAGGUAUACAGAAAUAGAAACAAGCAUCCAGCAGGAAGAGACAGUCACAAACUUCCAGUUCAUCGUGCUGGACUGUUCGCCACUCAAAACCUCGCUGGUGCAACAUUGUAGUCAGUGGCAGUCCAAGUUCAUGCAGCUCCUUGUGCGCAUCGCAGGCACCCACCUUAAGGAGCUUCAUGCCUCCAUGAAUGACAACGCCAAGAGAUUGAGUCAACCCAACAAGACACUGGUGGAGCUGAGUGAAAGUCUGGAGCUCCUUGAGUCUCUCCAAGGCAAUUUAGUCAAGACUGAGGCUAAAAUUGUUAUGAUUUAUGAACAAUUUGCUGUGCUGGAUAAAUAUGGUUUCCCUGUGGAGGCGACUCUUCAGGAUUUGCGAGGAACACUAAACACCAAAUGGGAGUGGUUCCAGCAGGUUCUAAUCGACAGCGACGUCAUGCUGCAAGGGCAAAAGCAGAAUUUCAAGAGCAGCUACAUGACCUCUUCUGAGGAGCUCACCGAGAAGAUCCAGACCUCUAUGCAAGAGUUCACCACCUCAGGUCCAUUUGAUCCUGCGAUCAACACUACGUUGGCCCUGAGGCUAACAUCAGAGCACCAUUCUCAUCUCGAGGCUCUGAAGGAAGAAGAAAAUACCAUCCUGCAAGGCCUGAGCUUCUUCAAGAUUGAGCAGGAACCUUCCAAAACUAUCCAAGCCUUAGAGAAGGACAUUGACUACCUGCAGGAAGUGUGGGAGAUCACACAGGAGUGGAAUUCACACUGGGACAGCUGGAAGGAGGGACAGUUUACAUCGCUGCGGACAGAGAAUAUGGAGAGCAAAGCCCAGGAAAUCUACAAAAGCCUCCACAAACUGCAGAGGUUACUCAAGGAUAAGCAGUGGGACAUUGUUGAUUUCUCCAAGAAGAAGGUUGACCAGUUCAGGAGAAUAAUCCCUCUUAUUGCUGAUAUGAGGAACCCAGCCAUGAGAGACAGGCAUUGGACGCAAAUCUGUGCUCAUGUACAGAGCUCUUUUGACCACACCAGUGAAGACUUCACCCUGGAGAAGAUCAUUUCUCUGGGUUUUGACAAGUAUGCAGACUCCAUCAGUGAGAUCUCUGGGGCCGCCAGCAAGGAACUCUCCAUAGAACAGGGUUUGGAGGAAAUUAACAAGACAUGGACGGAAAUGACUUUGGAUAUUACACCUUACAAAGACAAAGGCCAUUUUCGUCUGAAAGGCACAGAGGACGUUUUCCAAGCCCUUGAGGACAACCAGGUGACCUUGUCCACCAUGAAGGCGUCUCGGUUUGUCAAAGCUUUUGACAAAGUUGUGGACAACUGGGAACGUCAGCUGUCGCAGGUGAUGGAAAUCAUUGAGAUGGUCCUCACGGUGCAGCGGCAGUGGAUAUAUCUUGAGAAUAUUUUCCAAGGAAAAGACAUCAGGGAGCAACUGCCACAAGAGUGUAAAGAGUUUGAAGAAGUUAGUUCAAAUUGGAAAACCAUAAUGACUCGACUUCACGAGAACACCAACGCCCUGCAGGGAACGCACCAUCCAGGCUUGCAGGAGACAUUAUCCAAAAUGAAUACCAAGCUGGAGGAGAUCCAGAAGGCCUUGGACAUGUAUCUCGAGUCAAAGAGACAAGUAUUCCCCAGAUUCUAUUUCCUGUCUAACGACGACGUCCUGGAGAUUCUUGGCCAGUCGCAGAACCCGGAGGCAAUGCAGCCACAUCUAAAGAAGUGUUUCGACAACAUCAAGAGCCUGCGCACUGAAAAGGUGGGCAGAAGGUUGGACGCCACUGCUAUGUUCUCCUCUGACGGGGAGAUGAUUGAAUUCAUCAAGGCAGUGCCGCUGGAUAAGCCUGUAGAGAUUUGGCUGUGUGAUAUUGAGAAGGCUAUGCGCAGCACGCUGAAGAAUUCCCUCCACGACUGCCUGGUGGCACUCAAGAAGAUGAAAAGCCAGAGGGACAAGUGGUCCAAAGACUGGCCAGGACAGAUGCUGAUCACAGCCAGUCAGAUCCAGUGGACAACCGAUGUCACCCAGUCAUUGAUUACCUGCCAGGAAUUAGAUGACAAAUCUGGUCUUAAAACCAUGAUGAAAAAACAGGUGUCUUUGCUUAGACGAUAUUCCGAGAUGAUCCGGAGCAACCUGUCCAAAGUCCUGCGUCUGAAAAUCGUAGCUCUGGUCACAGUGGAAGUCCAUGCUCGCGAUGUCAUCGCCAAACUGGCCAAAGCUGGUUGCAAUGACGUGAACGCUUUUGAGUGGCUGUGCCAGCUCAGGCUCUACUGGGAGAAGGAAAUAAACAACUGCAUCAUCCGACAGACCAACACACACUUCAAGUAUGGCUACGAGUACUUAGGGAACUCUGGAAGGCUUGUCAUCACUCCACUUACAGACAGGUGUUAUAUGACCUUGACCACGGCGCUCCAUUUGCAUCGUGGUGGCUCUCCCAAAGGGCCCGCCGGCACCGGGAAGACAGAGACCACAAAAGACUUGGGUAAAUCUUUAGGGAUGUAUGUCAUCGUCAUCAACUGCUCCGAAGGACUCGACUACAAGUCAAUGGGCCGCAUGUUCUCUGGCCUGGCACAGACAGGAGCGUGGGGCUGUUUCGAUGAGUUCAACCGAAUCAACAUUGAGGUGUUGUCCGUGGUGGCCCAGCAGAUACUCUCCAUCCUGUCUGCCCUCUCGGCGCUCCAAACCAGGUUCCAGUUUGAGGAACACAACAUCAAUCUGGUUGCAUCGUGUGGUGUCUUUAUCACAAUGAAUCCUGGUUACGCUGGUCGUUCUGAGCUUCCAGACAACCUCAAGUCCAUGUUCCGACCUAUCUCCAUGGUGGUGCCAGAUUCUACACUAAUUGCUGAGAUUAUACUAUUCGGAGAGGGCUUUAACGAUUGCAAGCUCCUGGCUAAGAAAGUGUUUACCCUGUAUUCUCUGGCCAUGCAGCAGCUGUCAAAGCAGGACCACUAUGACUUUGGACUUCGUGCCCUCACCUCCUUGCUCCGCUACGCAGGCAAGAAGCGGCGGCUGUGCCCUAAUGUUCCAGGAGAAGAAGUCCUACUCAUGGCUAUGAAAGAUAUGAAUAUUGCUAAACUAACCUCAGCCGACCUGCCGCUGUUUAAUGGAAUCAUCCAGGACUUGUUCCCCGAUGUGGAAACACCCGUAAUAGACUACGGCAAAUUGAAGGAAGCCAUCCAGAUAGAACUUCGUCAGAGAGGCCUGCAAGUGACGCCUUUUACAAUGACCAAAGUCAUCGAACUCUAUGAGACUAAAAACUCCAGACACUCAUCCAUGUUAGUGGGAAAGACGGGCUGCGGCAAGACGGUCACGUGGAAGACACUAAAAAGUGCCCUCAUUGCCAUGCACAACAAGGAAGUGGCAGGCUUUGAGCUUGUACAGGAUUAUCCACUGAACCCCAAAGCCAUGAGUCUUGGAGAACUUUAUGGUGAAAAUGACUUGUCCACCAAUGAGUGGACUGAUGGAGUCCUUUCCAGUAUCAUGAGGACAGCCUGUGCAGAUGACAAACCAGAUGAGAAAUGGAUCGUGUUUGACGGGCCAGUGGACACGCUGUGGAUUGAGAGCAUGAACUCUGUCAUGGAUGACAACAAGGUGCUCACGCUCAUCAACGGAGAGAGAAUUUCCAUGCCUGAGCAGGUGUCCCUGCUGUUUGAAGUGGAGAAUCUGGCACAGGCCUCUCCUGCGACAGUGUCCCGCUGUGGGAUGGUCUACAAUGAUUACGUCGACCUGGGAUGGAAGCCGUUUGUCCAGUCUUGGCUUGAGAAACGUCACGCGGCUGAGGUGGAACAUCUACAGCCUUUGUUUGACAGUUUCAUUGAGAGAACAUUGAAUUUCAAGAAGAGUAACUGUAAGGAAUUGAUCCCCGUCACGGAACUCAAUAGCAUCAUCUCACUCUGCUGCCUCUACGAGGCCCUGACGACAAACAAGGUUAACAUGUCAGAUAAAGAGAACCUUUGUCGGAUCGUCCAGCUCUGGUUCACCUUUAGUCUCAUCUGGUCCAUUUGUGCCUCAGUUGAUGAGGAUGGACGUAAGAAGAUGGAUAACUUCCUGCGGGAGUUGGACGGCACCUUUCCCAUCAAGGACACAGUGUAUGAGUACUAUGUAAAUGUCAAGAACAAAGCCUGGUCUUCAUUUGAAGAUAAACUCCCGAAGGGCUGGCGCUACAACCCCAACUCCCCAUUUUAUAAGAUCAUGGUUCCGACAGUGGACACAGUUCGCUACAACUACUUGGUCACAGCAAUGGUGAAGGCACAGUAUCCGGUGCUGCUCACCGGACCAGUCGGAACAGGCAAGACCUCAGUGGUCCAUGGUGUCUUGCAUACUCUGGACACUGGCAAGUGGUCCACACUUACUAUCAACAUGUCGUCACAGACCACCUCCAACAACAUCCAGGCCAUUGUGGAAAGCCGCUUGGAGAAGAGGACCAAGGGUGUGUAUGUGCCAGUCGGAGGCAAGGACCUGCUCUGUUUCCUGGAUGACCUCAAUAUGCCGGCGAACGACCUCUUUGGCUCACAGCCGCCAUUAGAGCUGCUGCGCCUCUGGAUCGACUAUGGCUUCUGGUUUGAUCGUCAGAAACAGACGACGACUUAUGUCAAGAAAAUGUCACUGCUGGCCUCCAUGGGACCCCCCGGCGGAGGAAGGACUCACAUUUCCGGCCGCCUGCAGAGUCGUUUCAACCUCAUCAACAUGACAUUCCCACAUGACUCCCAAAUCCGCCGCAUCUUCAGUACCAUGAUUAACCAGAAGCUGCAAGGUUUUAAGGAGGACCUCAAGCCAUUUGGAGGGUUUCUUACCCAGGCAACUUUAGAGUUGUAUUAUGCAGUUACAGCUCGUUUCCUUCCCACUCCAGCCAAGACACACUACCUCUUCAACCUCAGGGAUAUCUCUAAGGUGUUCCAAGGUCUUCUGAGAGCACAUCCAGAGUUCCACGAUAGUAAACACAAUAUGGUUAGAUUGUGGAUCCAUGAGUGCUUCAGGGUUUUCUCUGACCGGCUUAUUGACCAGACUGACAUAGAAGCCUUUGUCACAUUGCUUGCUGAGAAAAUGGGCUCCCUCUUUGACCUUGUUUUCCACAACAUCUGCCCCGAUAAACAACCUCCAGUAUUUGGUGAUUUCCUCAGUGAGUCUGCGGUGUAUGAAGACCUUUUGGACAUGAAGAAUCUCAAGAAGUUCAUGGAGACUCAACUGGAGGAGUACAACCUGACGCCAGGCAUAGUGCCCAUGCACUUAGUGCUCUUUCGGGAUGCAAUUGAACACAUAACCCGAGUGGUUCGUGUGAUCAGUCAGCCAAGAGGCAACAUGCUGCUUGUCGGUGUCGGGGGUUCGGGUCGACAGAGCUUGUCCAAGAUGGCUGCCUCAAUCUGCGAGUAUGAGGUGUUUGAGGUGGAAAUCACCAAACAGUACCGCAAGCUUGAAUUCAGAGAAGAUGUCAAGAAGCUGUACCGUUUGACUGGUGUGGACAGCAAGCCCACUGUCUUCCUCUUCAACGACACCCAGAUUGUGGAUGAAUCCUUCCUAGAGGACAUCAACAACAUCCUGAGCUCCGGAGAGGUCCCUAACCUCUACAAGCAGGACGAGUUUGUGGAGAUCUGCAACGCCCUGUCUGAUUCCGCCAGGAAGGAGAACGUGGUGGAGACACCCGACUCCUUAUUCUGCUUUCUAAUAGAACGCGUCAGGAGCAAUCUGCACGUUGUUCUCUGCAUGAGUCCAGUGGGAGACCCCUUCAGGAACCGUAUCCUACAGUACCCAGCACUUGUCAACUGUACUACCAUAGAUUGGUUCUGUGAGUGGCCCAAAGAUGCCCUACUCGAGGUCGCUGAGCGGUACUUGGAAGGGCUGGACCUUGGAUCUGCUGAGGGGAGUGCAACAAAAGUGGCCUCCAUCUUUGUGACCACACACCAGUCAGUGGUGGAGAUGUCACACAGGAUGAAAGUGGAACUGAGGAGACAUAAUUAUGUGACACCCACCAACUAUCUGGAACUGGUGACUGGAUAUAAGAAACUUCUGGGUGAGAAGCGCACUGAGCUGGGGGAGCAGGUGACCAAGCUACAAAAUGGGCUUUUUAAGAUCAGCGACACAGGUGAGAAGGUGGCGGCCAUGACAGUGCAGCUGGAGGAGGCUAAUAAGCAGGUGGCUGACUACCAGAAGGAGUGUGAUGAGUACUUGACAGUCAUCGUGCAACAAACCAGGGAGGCGGACACUCAGCAGAAGACGGUAAGCGCCAAGAAAGAAAAAAUUGCAGCGGAAGAGAUGCAAUGCAAAGCACUGGCAGAGAAUGCACUGAGAGAGCUGGAUGAAGCCCUGCCAGCUCUGGAUGAAGCCACCAAGGCUCUUGAGUCUCUGAAUAAGAAGGACAUGACAGAGAUCAAGUCCUAUGGUCGUCCUCCUGCUCUGGUGGAGAAGGUGAUGCAGGCAGUCAUGACUCUUUUGAACAAAGAGCCCACCUGGGCAGAAGCUAAGAGACAGCUGGGUGAGGCCAACUUCAUCAAAACCCUGAUCAAUUUCGACAAGGACAACAUCUCAGACCGUGUGUUGAAGAGGAUCGGUAACUACUGCAGACAACCCGACUUCCAGCCAGAAACCAUUGGCAAAGUGUCUCUGGCUGCAAAGUCCCUCUGCAUGUGGGUCAGGGCUAUGGAGGUGUAUGGGUGUGUCUUCAGAGUGGUGGAGCCAAAGCGGGAUCUGCUGAACGCUGCCACGGCCCAACUUGCAGAGAAGCAGGCAGAACUACAAGAGUCUGAGAACAAGCUAAAAGAGGUGGGGGACAAAUUGGCAAUGUUGAACAAACAAUACGCCGAAAAAGUGGCUACCAAGGAAGAGUUGAAGAGGAGGUCGGAUGAUAUGGAGGUGAAACUGGACCGAGCUGACAAACUUGUGAAAGGACUGGCUGGGGAAGGGGUCCGCUGGCAGCAGACCGUCAAGGGUCUUGAAGAGAACAUGGGUUACCUGGUUGGAGACUGUUUGCUUGCCGCAUCUUUUCUGUCCUAUAUGGGCCCCUUCCUGUCCAACUAUAGAGUGGAGCUGCUGGAAAUCUGGAUGAGAGAAGUCCAGCACCAGGAAAUCCCGUGUACACCAGGAUUCAGUUUUUCCACUUUUCUCUCAAACCCGACAGUAGUGAGGGACUGGAAUAUUCAAGGCCUGCCCUCUGAUGCUUUCUCCACAGAGAAUGGAGUUAUUGUCACCCGUGGCAACCGAUGGCCACUAAUGGUGGACCCCCAAGGCCAAGCUCAGAAGUGGAUCAAGAAAAUGGAGCUGAAACGAGGUCUGAAACUCAUCGACUUCCAGAUGCCAGAUUACUUGCUUAUAGUAGAGAACGCCGUCCAGUUUGGAAAUCCUGUCUUGCUGCAGAACGUCCAGGAAGACUUGGACCCGUCCCUCAACCCAGUUCUCAACAAGUCCCUGACACGAAUUGGUGGUAGGCUAUUGUUGAAGUUGGGUGACAAGGAGGUGGAAUAUAGUCCAGAAUUCCGUUUCUAUAUCACCACCAAACUGUCCAAUCCUCACUACACGCCAGAGAUUUCUACAAAAACCACCAUUGUCAACUUUGCUGUCAAGGAGCAGGGUCUGGAAGCCCAACUCCUUGGUAUCGUGGUGCGUAAGGAACGUCCAGACCUGGAAGAGCAAAAGGACAAUCUAGUGAUGAGCAUUGCUUCAGGAAAGAGGAGCCUACAGGAGUUGGAAGAUGAGAUCCUCAGACUGCUGAAUGAGGCGAGUGGCUCUCUGCUGGAUGACGUGCAGCUGGUGAACACCUUGCAGACGUCCAAAGUGACAGCCUCGGAGGUUUCAGAGCAGCUGGAGACCAGCGAAGUGACUGAAAUCAAGAUUGACACCGCUCGAGAGGCUUAUCGUGCAUGUGCUCAGCGGGCCUCCAUCCUCUUCUUCAUUCUCAACGACAUGGGUCGCAUUGAUCCCAUGUACCAGUUCUCACUGGAUGCCUACAUCAAUCUGUUCAACCUCAGCAUUGAGAAGAGCAAGAGCAGUCUAAAGCUGGAGGAAAGGAUUAUCAACCUCAACGACUUCCAUACAUAUGCGGUGUACAAGUAUGCAUGCCGGGGUCUGUUUGAGAUGCACAAGCUCCUCUUCAGCUUCCAGAUGUGCGCCAAAAUCCUUGAGGUUUCUGGCACUCUCAACAUGGCCGAGUACAGUUUCUUCCUCCGUGGUGGAAUUGUUCUUGAUAAGAGGGAUCAAAUGGAGAACCCGUGCAGUAAUUGGCUUGUGGAUUCCACCUGGGACAACAUCACAGAACUGGACAAGCUGCCCAACUUCCAUGGCAUCAUGCCCUCGUUUGAGAAACAACCCCGGGACUGGAAGCUUUGGUUCACCAGUGCAGAGCCAGAGAAAGCUCCACUACCAGGAGACUGGGAGAACAACUGCAAUGAGCUCCAGAGGAUGCUCAUAGUCCGUUCUCUGCGGCCAGACCGCGUCUUAUUCUGCGCCACCACCUUCAUCGUCAACAACCUGGGGCCUCGCUUUGUGGAGCCACCCGUUCUCGACAUGAAGGCUGUCGUAGACGAAUCCACGUGCAGGAGUCCUCUGGUCUUUGUCUUGUCUCCUGGGGUGGACCCCACAGGAGCACUGCUGCAGCUGGCCGAGACAUCGGGUAUGAGUAGACUCUUCCACGCGCUCUCCCUGGGUCAGGGCCAGGCUCCCAUUGCCAAGAGAAUGAUCCAAGAGGGUGUACAGAAAGGUCACUGGGUCUUUCUUGCCAAUUGUCACCUCUCACUCUCCUGGAUGCCUGAGCUGGACAAGCUGGUGGAGCAGUUGGAGGUGGAAAAGCCCCACACAGACUUCCGACUGUGGCUGAGCUCUUCGCCACAUCCCGAUUUUCCCAUCAACAUCCUGCAGGCGGGCAUCAAGAUGACUACAGAGCCUCCAAAGGGAGUGAAAGCCAACAUGAAGCGUCUCUACCACCUGGUGACCGAGGCUCAGUUCACCCGCUGCUCCAAACCGGUCUUCUACAGGAAGCUGCUCUUCUCCCUUUGCUUUUUUCACAGCAUCCUGCUGGAAAGGAAGAAGUUCCUGCAGCUUGGCUGGAACAUUAUCUAUGGAUUCAACAAUUCAGACUUUGAGGUAAGCGAGAAUCUGCUCAGUCUGUACCUCAACGAGUAUGACAACAUACCUUGGGAUGCCCUCAAAUACCUCAUUGCGGAGGUGAACUAUGGCGGUCAUGUGACUGAUGACUGGGACAGACGACUUCUCACCACAUACAUCAACGACUACUUUUGCGAGGCAGCUGUCACCGAGCAUAAUUUUAAGUUGUCAACUUUAUCCUCCUAUUACAUCCCCCACGAUGGACCCCUGUCCUCCUACAAGGACUUCAUCAACAUGCUGCCAGCCACAGAGCACCCUGACUUGUUUGGCCAGCACCCCAACGCUGACAUCGCCAGCCAGAUCGCAGAAACCAGAUCCCUGUUUGACACACUUCUGUCCCUACAACCCCAAGUGACCAGCGCCAGCACAGCGGGUUCUGGACCAAGUCGUGAGGACAAGGUGCUGGAUCUGUUAGCAGACGUGCGGCAGACGAUCCCGGCUUUGAUUGACUACGAGGGCACCAGCGCGCUUUUUCUGGAUCCUACUCCGCUGGAUGUGGUCCUGCUGCAAGAGAUCCAGAGAUACAACUCCCUGCUGGAAACUAUCAUAUCGUCCUUAGUGGAGCUGGAGAAGGGAAUCAAAGGCUUGGUGGUAAUGUCGUCGAGCUUGGAGGAGACCUUCAACUGCAUGUACGACGCCCGGGUUCCACCAUUGUGGGAGAAGGCGUACCCCUCGCUCAAGCCCUUGGCGGCGUGGACCCGUGACCUCUGCCAGCGAGUCCUUCAGUUUGCACGCUGGGCUGAUCAGGCACAGCCCCCCAACCUGUUCUGGCUGUCAGGCUUCACCUUCCCCAAUGGAUUCCUCACCGCUGUGCUGCAGUCAUCUGCUCGGCAACACAAGGUAUCAGUUGACACACUAUCCUGGGACUUUACAGUGUCCAGUGUAGAUGACAGCCACAUCCAGAACCCACCCAAGGAUGGAGUGUACGUGCGAGGUUUGCACCUGGAGGGGGCCGCCUGGGACAAGAAGGGCUUGUGCCUGGUGGAGGCCGAGCCCAUGCAGAUGGUGUGUCCCAUUCCAGCUAUCAACUUCAAGCCAGUGGAAAACCGCAAGAAGAUGGCCAAGAACAUUUACCUGUGUCCUUGCUACUACUUUCCCGUGCGAUCGGGUGGGGCAGGCAGAGCCUCGUUUGUGAUCGCCGUGGAGCUGAAAUCCGGAGCCGUGAACCCGGAUCACUGGAUCAAGAGGGGAGCAGCUCUCCUCAUGAGCCUGGACAGCUAACAUACUCCCAUGGCGGCGUUCUACAUGUUUUUAUUUUUAUUUAUUCCCUCACAAACUCAAACCACAGCAUGCAGCAAUCGUGCAAAUUCCUGUGCAAACUGGGAGAACAGAAAAAAGGACAGAAGCAGAAGGAGUGAACCUAUUCAAGCAAAUGAAUUUUAAUGAAGCCUUGCAGAAAAGACGCAAUCUCUCAAACCCUGGACUUCCCUGUUAGCCAGGGAGAGAGAAAAGAAAACAAGUGAGUUGGGAGGAAGAAUGAUCUCGUAAUGAGAAUGUGGGGGAAAGAGGAGGGGAGUUCAAGGUCGUAUUCAGACUUAAGGAUUGCCCCCUGAAAAGCCCACCAGACUUCCUCUGGCUUUAAGAGGCUCUUUAUCGGAGCUGGCUCAUUCUGUGUGGAGACACUGGUGGUCUCCUUGUUGGUGGGUGGGAGAUGGAAGUGGAGCGGAAUUCACAUUAAAAUAAGCUUGUCCUUCAGGCUGCCUUGUAACAUAAACAUAUGGCUUGAAAGAAGAUGAAGAGGAGAGAAGAUGCUGUGGGAAUUAUUUUGCUAGAGUUUGUUGUGAGCUGGGAAUGGAAAAAGGAAUAUUCCAACACAGGAAUGCACGUUGCUUUCAUUGAGAAGGAAAAUUUUGCUCAUGGCGAUAAGUAGUGGGGGGGCCAGCCCCAUUCUUCUACACCAAAGCCAUCCAAGCAUGGACCGUCCUCAAAGUUGGAAGUGUUCACAGUGCUAAACAAGACAAAAAUGAAGACUUGGCCCAAAAAACAUUUUCCACGACAAAAAAGGUACCAGAAAAAAAUUACAAAUAAAUAGUAACUGCAAAAAGUUACCAGAAAAAAACAAAACCAGUACAAUAUUUCCAAAAAAUACAGAUAAAGUAUAUUGAAGAAAAUUUACAAAUAAAAAGGUACCAGAAAAAAUGUACAAAUAAAUAGUUACCAGGAAUUAAUGGCCAAAAAACAUUUUCCACGAUAAAAAAGGUACCAGAAAAAAUAUACAAAUAAAUAGUUACUAGAAAAACAAUAACAAAAAAAACUUUCCAAGACAAUAAAAAUUUAGCAGAAAAAAAGACCAAAAAGUUACCAAAAAAAACAAAACCAGAAAAAUAUUUCCAAAAAAAUACAGAUAAAAUAUAUUGAAGAAAAUUUACAAAUAAAAAGGUCCCAGACAAAAAUGUACAAAUAAAUAGUUACCACAAAUAAAUGGCCAAAAAAACAUUUUCCACGACAAAAAAAGGUACCAGAAAUUUUUUUACAAAUAAAUAGUUACCAGAAAAAAGCAACAAAAAGUUUGACAUAAUGAGGCAACCAGCACAAAAAAAACGUUGGUCAAGUCUGGUGAGACUUUUGCCCAACUAGUGUACUGUAUAUUACUAGUCUGGUACAAUGUUCCAGAACAAACUGGACUGCCUAUAUGACAUGUAUACUGUCCGAUGAAACCCACAUGUCUAAAUCAGCAUGUCUUCAAGGUUACAUACGCUUUUAGGAGGUUUUUUUUGUGGUGGAAUUUUUACCAGCUAAUAUACAACCUAGGGAAAAGUCAAAAAGGUUCCUUUUGCAUCGUAAAGGGGCAAGUAGUAUUUUGACUCCAAUCAUAGGGCAGACCUCUUUCAUAGAAAUGAGCUUCAAAAUGAAAUUUUCAAGUAACAAAUCUCAAAGCUUACAGAAAACAGUUCAAACGUUCUGUGUGAAAGGCUGGACUUUGUUUAGUUUUCAUGUGAAUUCCAUGUUUACAGCUCUUAUUUUGGCAGUUUAUUUUCUUGUUUGGGACUUUGGCGGUGCCUUUGCUUUGGUUUGUGGAUGCUAUGCACGCACAUGGUGCUCAUGUGUAAUCGCUACUGUUUUAGUGUAGUCGCUUUUGCUAGUUGCUGGUUAAUUGUUGGUUGGUUGGUGCUUGACUUUCAACUUGUUUUUUCAUGGACUUUUGACUGUUUUCUGGUGAGCAUUAGUUUGAAUGCCAGUAUUUAUUUUCUCUUGUUUUGGCCGUGUUUGCGUUUUUUUUUCUUCAUCACCUUCCACAAUGAUCCCAUGUUUCCCAAAAUGGGCUCCUUAGCCAGUUCCUGUAUUUUUGUAUUUUUGUAUUUUUGACUCAUAUGCUUGUGAGUCAGCCUUGAUUUUUUCCUUUAUAAAAGACUCUUUUCACUGCAAAAUGUCCUGGAAUCCUGGGGCAGCACAACAUGCUCCAAGAGCAAAACAUAACAGAAUAAUGAAAGUUACCACUCGAGUAUGACUUGGUUGUUUUUGGAAUGGUUGGCUUGGUACGAGUAGCAUAAGCCCAAGAAUGUGGUGUCCAUGAUGUGGGGCCCUGAUUGUUCUGCUUACCAGCACCACAGAUUGAGCAGCAUGCUCGAUACCAGCAAAUGGUUCAACUGACUGCAGCUUAUGUUCUGCACCAGUCCACCUUGCGCUGCAGCUUGAUGCUAGCCGGAGACCUGAAUUCACCUUAAGUGAAUUGCCGCAAAGUAUGAUUCAGUAUUAAUGAGUGUAAUAAUUUCAUACUUAGAGCACAGAAAACCUGUUUUACGUUCUAGAAAAUGUUUUUUAACAUUAUAUCAGAGCCCCGGUGGAUAUGAAAUAACACCCCUGUAGUCACCUUUACACUCCUUUGUUUACACCGCUUUGCUCUGGUUACGGGAUCACUGCAAGAACAUAGCAUAGCAAUAGUUAGCCUCUUCGUUGUACUGAUUCGGGACUUAAAAUGUUUCAAACUGAGUUGAGAAAAAGGACAAAGUAAGGAGACAAAAAUAUACCACUUCCACACUGAACGCGAGGAGUUUUUUUUCACUUAUUUCAGACAUGCUGUGGCUGACUACGUAACAUUACAUUAUAUUUUGCUUUAUUUCUCUAUUUUUCAAUUUUUUGUGUUAGUUUUACUGAAUUAUUUCUACAAUGUGAUGUGGGCCAAUAAGAAAACAAGCCACACUUUGGAUAUCUCUUAUGUAAACCGUUUGGGUAUACUGUGUUACUUUUGAAAAAAAAUCCAAACAAUGUAUUCAAUGGGGUAGUUUUUGCAGUGUAUUUGCUUCAUUUGACUACAACAGUUACCUCUUUUAGGGAAACAUUAGCACUCUGCUAUGUCCUCUCCAACUUUUCAUUCCUGGAGUUACUCUUAAUUUGACGUCCACUUCUGCAUAACGACAGUUGGGCUGUUUUUUUUUGUUUUUUUUGCAGUAUGUGACUAUGGAGGCGGGGCACUCAAUGUCCAAGACUCUUUCACCGAAAAUAAACCUGCAUGUGAAGGGAAGAAAGAAAGGAUAGGAAGGGAGGGACGAGGAGGAAAGGAAAGGAAAGCAAAGGGCCCUUCAGCGGGCACACACACACGGGAAAAGAGCCUCUGCGUGUCAUCGGAAUUAAAACUGCGCAGUUUCUUCUGCGGAGUGCCUGCGUGGACCUUUUUUCCUGUAUGGAAUGUGUUGUGGAGCGGAUCGGAUCGGAUCAGAGGGUUCCGGUAGUCCCUUCAGUCUCGGAUCCUCAAUGUAUCAGGCGAUUUUUCCACCAGAUGGUGUCUCGUAACGGAGGAGGAGGAGAAGUGAUCAUGCCUUGCCCAUGGGCCAACACCUCCACUGCUUGUCUUCGCAUGUUUGCACCUCAAGGCGUCAUGGAUGUGCAGUGGGAGUGAUGGGUCUUUUUUUUUUUAGGGAAAUGUAUUCGUUUUUGCGUCAGAGGAGAGCAGAUGCAGCUUUUCCCAUUAAAAACGACGAGGAGGAUCCAUUGGCAGAUGUUUUAUGGAAGGUGAUGCGAAGGAAGAGGAUUUGAAUUUUCUUUCCUCUGGGUGAAGUCUUGUCUCCACCCCUCUUCCGCCUGCACUUCAUCACCAGCACCGCGAGAGGGCACACCGGCACCACAUUGGUGACAAGGAGGUGAGGGAUGCUCCACAAGAGGAAGGCGCGAAGGAGGAGGAAGAAGUGGAGGAGUGUUAGCCUCGCCGACUGGAGCCACCGGAGGCGGAACGUAUGAUGGUGGCCUGGUGAAAUAGCACCCAUGAUCACACGUGUCCACGAGACCCCCGAGAGAUGACAGGCAGCCCAAGCUGAGGCGCGACGUGACUGUCAAUCAAUAAAGUCGGCGCUGCUCUGGAAGGCUGGAUGCAUCACGCAGUAGAGCAGUUUGGCGGCCGUGGCACACGGGAUUCCUUCCCUCUGGAUGGAAUCAACCGGGGACCAUGGACUCCCGUGGGCAGCCGCGCCUGGCAGCCACCUGGCAGGUGUUUGCCUGGAAUGAACCAAC